Messenger RNA from Colletotrichum graminicola M1.001, 1497 nucleotides. Its product is annotated as FAD dependent oxidoreductase. Gene Ontology annotation, cellular component: cytoplasm. The record is from RefSeq and is a predicted model, not a curated record. Bases 1 to 1497 code for a protein of 498 amino acids. NCBI's taxonomy places the organism in Eukaryota, Fungi, Ascomycota, Sordariomycetes, Glomerellales, Glomerellaceae. Gene Ontology annotation, molecular function: oxidoreductase activity. The transcript has a single exon.
AUGGACGAAAGAGCCGGUAUUCCCGUCACGCUCCCUGUGGCUAACCCUACGGAAAGCUAUUGGCACUCUCCUCCCUCCGUUCUCUCAGACCAUGUAUCGAGUUCAUCGCUACCUUCAACAACCGAUACCCUGAUAAUAGGAAGUGGUAUCACGGGCGCUGCCAUGGCCCAUUUCCUACUCUCCCCGCCUCCUACCAGCAGCCCUUCUCAACGAGCGCCCUCCCCUCCCGACAUCACCAUGCUAGAGGCCCGCGCCGUGACCUCGGGCGCGACAGGCCGUAACGGAGGUCACACAAAAGCCGCAUCGUACCGAUCAUUCCUCCACCAUGCAAGCACUCUCGGCACCGAGACUGCCUGCCUCAUUGCGCGGCUUGAACUUGCCAACGUCCGCGCCGUCCACACGUUCGCAGCCACUCACCUAAAGGACAAAGCAACGGAAAGCAGGCCCUGUCAGACCGUUGACGUGAUCUACGAUGCUGCCCAGUGGGAGGCAGCAAAACGGGCCGUCGACGCGAUGAGGCAGGCCAUGCCCGACGACGACGCUUCGCGAUACGAACUCUACGAAGCAGAGGAGAUGCAAAGCCGGUUCCACGUUUCGGGUGAGGGGCUGUAUGGCGGUGUUGCCUAUGAGGCAGGCAGCAUCUCUGCGUACCGCUUCACCACCGGCGUGCUAGAGCUGUGCGUCAACAAGGGCCUGAAGCUCUUCACGGAGACGCCUGCAACCAGCGUCAAGAAAGUUGACGAAACCGCAGCAAACGGCCAUCGAUGGAUCGUGGAGACGCCCAGAGGCCGGAUCGAAGCGCGGAGGGUAGUGCUCGCAACCAACGGCUACACGGCAUUCCUCGACCCACGGUUCCAGGAGUCCAUCGUGCCGAUGCGCGGACAGAUUACGGCGCACCGGCCGGGAUCCAAGAUGCCGAAAGAAGGCCUAGCGGCAACUUACAGCUUCAUCUACGAAGGUGGCUACGAGUACAUGAUCCCCAAACCGCAGGGGACGCAGUUCGCUGGCGAUAUCGUCAUCGGCGGCGGCCUCGUCCGCGCGCCGAAUGAGGGGCUGGGGGAAUACGGGACGACGGACGAUUCGCAGCUGAACCCCAUCAUCAGCACAUACCUAUACGAGACGACGCCGCGCUACUUUGGCGACAACUGGGGCGAGGACGACCCGGCUGGGCGGGUGCGCGCGGAGUGGACCGGCAUCAUGGGCUUCAGUCCGGACGGGUUCCCUUUCGUAGGCCAGGUGCCGGGCGAAGAAGGGCUCUGGGUAUCUGCCAGUUUCCAAGGCCAUGGCAUGGUGCUCUGCUGGAUGUGCGCGAGGGCGCUGGCCGCCAUGCUCGAUGGGACCGAGGAGGAUAAGCAGCAGCUAAGCAGCUGGUUUCCCGGGGCCUUCGCAGUCACCUCCACACGGCUGAGACGGAGAUUUACGGGGACGGUGAACCACUCGACAUCAGGACCCGCUGAUCGAGAUGCUGCUGGUCCUGGGGUUCCAAAACGAGGUUAA